AUGUCUGCGGGUAAUGCAUCCUGGCAGCCUCAGAUCCAUCACACAACUUCAUACCACCAACCAACUCAAUCCCCCAAACGUUUCGGGACGAAGCCAGUUGUAUUGGAUACGUACCUGCAUGCACAGCCAGGAGAGCCACGCCCAGUUGACUGGUUCCGAAAGCCACCCUAUAUGCCAAAAGCGGAUUUUUGGACAUCGACGCAGCCCAGCCCAGCGUCUUCCUCGCUACACAAAACAGCAGUGGCAAUUGAAAAGCCGAGAUAUGGCUGGUUUCAUUUGAUCAGAUCCAGUCAGACUUUGGCGUCUAUCGAUGGACAUGGUAAUCGGCGCAUGAUGGACGUUACGUUAGCGAUGCAGGCCUUCCAGAGCAAGCUGGUCGACCAAGCUUGUAUCAUGUGGCGCUUUCCUCUAGUGGAACUGAUCUUGCAACGGCAGCACUCACUCAUCCAAAGAAAUAGGUUGGUAGGCGGCCAAGAAUGGUACGCAUUCUUGACUCUGGGGUACAUGCAUGGCGCGGGGGCGAUAGUCGUUACAGCAGCCAUCAUCGAUCGGAGGGGCGCUUUCGCACAAAAGCAUUGUAAUAACAGCGUGUAGGGCAGCCGCACAGGGCCGAUCUGUCCCUCAUGCUCUUUCUCAACUUCUUCUUUAUGGAUCGCGAGAAAUCUCGUUACGAGGUCUACUUCUGCAAUCAAAUCUGCUUUGAUCGGUGCUUGACGCAUUCGAACCAAACUCCUCGCAGCCAGCCCUUUCAAAGUUUCAACACAGCACUCACUUACUUAUCAGAUGACCAUAACGUAAGGGACCACUACCAUUAUCGCUGGAUGCACACUUCUUCUCCCUAUUUCCUGACAUCACAUGGAAAGUUGUCCCGGUCGCGAUAAACAUGAUGUAUGCAAACCCUGGCACCUGGCAAGAACCGUACCGGCCUUACUCACCAGCUUUACAAUACGUACAAUACCCGUCGUGCGCUAAACAUGCGACGAUUACUGCAUCGAGAAAGAUUCUAGAAUACAAGACCACGCGCAGAGCCUCAAACCGCGAGCAGGACCGACUAUCACGUGCUUCACGCUCGCAACCAGAUGACCGUUUGGAAUGCAACACCU
Messenger RNA from Periconia digitata, 1103 nucleotides. The record is from the annotation of a GenBank genome assembly. NCBI's taxonomy places the organism in Eukaryota, Fungi, Ascomycota, Dothideomycetes, Pleosporales, Periconiaceae.